Messenger RNA from Ostrinia nubilalis (European corn borer), 1574 nucleotides. Its product is annotated as BSD domain-containing protein 1-like. The record is from RefSeq and is a predicted model, not a curated record. The coding region runs from base 148 to 1320 and encodes 390 amino acids. The transcript is spliced from 9 exons. Gene Ontology annotation, cellular component: cytoplasm. Lineage: Eukaryota; Metazoa; Arthropoda; Insecta; Lepidoptera; Crambidae.
GUUUGUAACCUUAUGUCAACGCAAACAAAAACUAUGUCAAAAUUAAUUCUAAAUUUUGUGUAAAAACAACAACAGUUCUCAUAACAAUUUUAUGUGUACAAAUCCAUGUGCUCCCGUAAUUUCGACGUGUAAUAAAAAUAUUGCGUGAUGGCUGAGAGGUCAGGAGAGGCGAGUCCCAGUGACGCUGCCACGUCUCCACAACAUGAAGAGAGCCAAUCGGGUAAUUGGUGGGACAGCUGGCUGUCUUCGGCCAAAAACAAGUCAGCAGAAGUGUACUCCAUGGUGAAGAAAGACCUGGACGAAAUAGGGAGCGCGGUCAAGAGUGAGGCCACUCACGUGUUCAGCACCACAUCCAACGUCAUAGGCAAGACCUUCAAGUUAGACGUACCAGAAUCGCCGGCAAAUGUUAUGAAAAAGAGUUUUAGUAGUUUCAUUGGUCAAGUGAGCACAGUCCUGAACCCAGAGCCGGAUGAUGAGGAUGACACGGAGGUCAUACUCUCGUCUGGAGACACAACUAUGCUGUCCACUUAUAAGAAAGAGCUAGAAGCACUUCAACGCGUGGACGCCACGUUCAUAGUCCCGGCAUACAGCCCGGAAUUCGAGGCGUGGCGGGGCAGCCUAGAGGGGGGCGAGGGCGAGGUCAUCGCCCCCGCGGCCGCCGCGCGCCGCCUGGACUCCAGCCCGCUGCUCAAGGCGCAGUACCGCAAGCUGGUGCCUGAUGCCGUCACGCACGAUGACUUCUGGGAGCGGUACUUAUUCCGGGUGGCGUUGCUUCAAGACCGACUGGCGGCCGCCUCGCGCAAGCAGCCGGUUGAAACGCCCACCACUGACCCGGUGCUCGCACAUCUGCCGCUGCAGACUGUAGUCGCGCCUAUAGAACAGAGCCCUAAGAAAGUGCUGUCGGGCAUAGAAGCGGAGACGCCGUUCGAAACACCUGACAUUGACAACGUUACCUGGGAGGAUGAAGACUUCGCAAACGACGUGGAACUGACCGAAGAACAACAGACUCUGCUGCUAGAAGAAUACGAGAAAGAGAUAACCUCGAAGAAAGUGACAAAAAAGCCGGCCCGUGACGCCACCAACAACAACGCAGACGGAAACGACGCACAAACCACAGACAAAAUUAACAAGACCACAGACAAAAAUAAAAACAUAGACAAGAAAAAUGGCCGCUCACCGAAAAAGGUUAAGGCUGACGACUGCGGAAAUUUAGUCGAAGAUUAUUUUGGGGACAAGGAAGUGAAAGACGAUGCGAGCGCCAAUUCUGACGAAAGUUGGGAGAAGGAGUUUGAACUCGAAGACGUAGAGCAGAAAGCCUAAAUUGGCUCGCAUCCGGCCAUACAUUCGGCAGAUUCACCACUUAAUAUAAUUUACUAGACGGCGUAUGACAUUGCUCCCGUUGAAAUUAGACUUGCCCGUUUUCACCAUCAAUCCCUAAUUUUUAAGUGAAUCCUAUAGUAACACAUAACAUUUUGACAUUGCAAAAUGGCAGCUAAAACAACUGCAAAAUGCCACAGUGUUUGUAGCUGUAAGCUUGAUAUGCCUUCGUCCGUACAUAAUACAAGUCGACAAGG